Molecule: messenger RNA, 839 nt
Organism: Melanotaenia boesemani (Boeseman's rainbowfish)
Lineage: Eukaryota; Metazoa; Chordata; Actinopteri; Atheriniformes; Melanotaeniidae
Gene: ventx
Product: ventral expressed homeobox
Exons: 3
Coding region: 1-612 (203 amino acids)
Biological process (GO): cell differentiation; regulation of transcription by RNA polymerase II
Cellular component (GO): nucleus
Molecular function (GO): DNA-binding transcription factor activity, RNA polymerase II-specific; RNA polymerase II cis-regulatory region sequence-specific DNA binding
Source: RefSeq, a predicted model, not a curated record
AUGGCAAACUUCUCUGUAGAGUGGCUUUCCAAAAGUUACUAUGAGGACUCUGAGCAGACACAAGAUGCAGAGGUUUAUCCAAAAGUUCAGAGUGAUGUGGAGGAAUUUGCAAGAAGCCGAUACUCCCCGACCUCUCCAAAUAAAAUUGCACUGUUCUCUCUUCCAGACAGCUGCGGUUACGCGUCUGGGUCUGAGAGCGAGGUAGGAGAGGACAGCGAGGGGGAGAGCGCGCCGCAGCGGAGGAUGAGGACCAAGUUCACCUCCGAGCAAAUCAGCGAACUGGAGAGCACUUUUAGGAAACACAAGUACCUGGGUGCCACGCAGAGGAAGAAGAUCGCAGAGAAGCUGAACCUUUCCGAAACACAGGUUAAAACGUGGUUCCAGAACCGAAGGAUGAAAAUGAAACGACAAGUCCAGGACACGCGUCCCGGUUUCCUGACAGUCCCGGUCGCACUGCUGCCCCCGUUUCUGUUUCAGCACCCCUUCCUGAGCGAACAGCUCCAGACCGGCUGCGGCUUCUUCCCGCAGCAGCAGCCGCUCCACAGGGCGUCCCUCCCCGCUGCGCCACACCGCUUCCACCCCACAGCCCCACCGCAGACGCAUUUCUACUGAAGUCCGCUUGUUUCUGUCAUCUUUAGUCAUGUCUAGAAUCUAGAUAUCCAUAUAUUCUCUUUAAAAGAGGGGUUUAAAAGUUGUAAAUAUGAUUGCUUCUGACGUGUCUGAAGCUUUAUAAGUUUUAAUAUAAUUGUGAAUGAAUACAAUGACGUAUAACAUGUGAAUCUUUGGUUUUAGGCCACAAAUAAACCGAGUUAAAAGCGUUGAUUCAUCUCUUCGUUUAU